Molecule: messenger RNA, 3501 nt
Organism: Rubroshorea leprosula
Lineage: Eukaryota; Viridiplantae; Streptophyta; Magnoliopsida; Malvales; Dipterocarpaceae
Source: the annotation of a GenBank genome assembly
AUUUCAUUCAUUUGGUGGUUCUUUUCUUGUCUCUGUACCUCUGUUAUCUGUGUAUUGUUUUGUGUCUGUUUUCCAAUACCUAAAAAAAAAAAAAGUGGAAAUGUCGGGCACCGAAGUCGGUUUUGCUGUUUCUGGCAGAGUUGCCGGCAAAGUUGCAGAGAACCUGCUGGUUGAUCGAAUUUUCAAUCCAAUCUGGAACAGAAUAGCUCGUGUGUUCAAAUGGAAGACUAAUUUAAAGAAUCUGGAGAAAGAAGUUAAGAAGCCGGAAGCUGAAAGAGAUAGUGUGCUGCAAUUUAGGGACGCUGCUGAGAGAAGAGGGGAAGAGGCUGUGCUGAAGGUCAAGAUUUGGCUGACUGAUGCAGAGAAGUACAUUGGAGAGAUGGAGAAGUUAGAGGAUGAUGAAGACAAAGCCAAGAAGAAGUGUUUCCUAGGGGAAGCUGAAAAAUUCAAGAUCCCAGAUUCCCACUGUCCUCCAAAAUCUACAGCACCAGUUAAUAAAGGUUUUGAGGACUUUGGGUCAAGGACGCCUGAUUUGGAUCGUAUUAUGGAGGCCUUGAGAAGUACUGACACUGACAAGAUAGGUGUGUAUGGGAUGCCUGGUGUUGGAAAGACCAUGUUAGCCAAAGAAGUUGCUAGACGAGCUGGGGAAGCCCAUUUGUUUGAUGUAGUUGUAUUGGCUUCUGUGACAAAGGAUCCAGACUUGAAAAGAAUUCAAGGAGUAAUAGCAGACAAAUUAGGUCUACAGCUACAUGGAGAGACUGAAUUUGGGAGAGCAAAUCAACUGAAGGCAUAUCUGAAGAAAAAGAAGAGGAUCCUUGUGAUUUUAGAUGACAUCUGGUCGAGGCUAGAUUUGGAUGAACUUGGAAUUCCUUUUGAAGAAAGAAGGAAUGAGGCAUGGUCGAGGCUAGAUUCGGCUGAACCUGGAAUUCCUUUUGAAGAAAAAAAGAAUGAGGCAAGUUCAAUUGAUGAAGAACAGAUGCAAUGCAGGAUUCUCUGCACAUCUAGAUCUCUUAAUGUCUUACAAUGUGAUAUGCGUACUAAUCAAAAUUUUUAUGUUUGCCAAUUACGAGAUGAAGAAGCAUGGGAGCUUUUGAAGAAGAUAGUUGGUGAUAAAAUUGAAAAUUUUGGCUUGCGGGAUACAGCAAUGGAGAUUGCCAAAGAAUGUGCCGGGCUCCCCCUAGCCAUUGAAACUCUUGGCAACGCUUUAAAAGAUAAGGAACAUUAUGAGUGGAGGGAUGCUCUGCUACAACUGAAAAAGCCCUCUCCAGAGAACUUCAUGGGGAUCUCUGCAAAUGUUUACUCCGCAAUUGAAUUGAAAUGUCAAUACAAUCGGAGAAGCAUGAGACAGGGUGCUAACAUUGAGCUGAGGGGGUUGGAAGUCCUUAGCCUUUCAGGAAGUGCUAUUGAAGAGUUGCCAGUGGAAAUUGGACAGUUGAUCCAACUAAAGUUUUUAAAUUUGAGUGAUUGUACCAAGCUCAAACUGAUACGACCACAUGUCUUAGAGAGUUUGUCCAGGCUAGAAGAACUGUAUCUGGGAAACAGCUUCAAGCAAUGGGAAGCUAACGGACUUGGAAAUCAAAGAAAUCCUAGCCUUGCUGAGUUGAAGGAUUUGCAUAACCUAGUUGCUUUAGAUGUGCAUGCAUGUGAUGUCCAACUUAUUCCAGAAGACUUAUUCUCUGAAAGAUUGAAUAGAUACAAGAUAUUCAUUGGAGAGGAACUGAAGUAUCUUUACGUUCAAAAUGCUCCUGAGAUUCAGCAUAUCAUUAACUCAGUGGGGGAGAUUCCUUGCUAUGUAUUUCCCCUCUUAGAAGUACUAUUUCUUCAGAAUUUGAAUAACAUGGUGAAGAUUUGUCAUGGCCAGCUUGCAGAAACAUCGUUUAGAAGAUUGAGAACUAUAACCGUUGAAUGUUGUAAUCAGCUGGAGUGUUUAUUCCCAAUCUCCAUAGCUAGACGACUUCUCCAACUUGAAGAAGUUAGAGUAACAGAUUGCUCUAACAUGUUAGAGAUUGUUGAUGAUGAAGGGCAAGUGACCACUAAUGAUAUAGCAGAAGCAAAUGAGAAUUUUGAGUUUGCCCAUCUGCGGUUCUUGAAUUUGCAGUAUUUGCCAAAGUUCAUUAGAUUAUGCCAUGGACUUGUGGAAGCAAAUGAUUCAAGGUCCAAGCCUGUAUCACUUUUCAAUGAAAAGGUCAUUCCUAAAUUAGAGAAACUGUCAUUAGCUAGUGAUGACAUUACAAUGAUAUCUGAUGGCCAAUUUCCAGGGGACCUCUUUUGCAAUGUUAAAGUUCUUCGUCUUCUUACAUGUAAAGGUCAAUCACCUGUUUUUCCAAUUCACUUCCUUCAAUGUUUCCACAAGUUGGAAAAGCUUCAUGUAAUUUAUUCUGAUUUCAAGGAGUUAUUCCCUUCUGAAGGAGACACUGAUGGUCAGGAGAAAUGUGUGGGAACAGUACAAUUACAUAUUAGAGAGUUGAAGUUGCGAUCACUUCAUAAUCUGAGGCAUAUAUGUAACCAAGACUCUGGAGGAGCUGGCCUAAUUGUUCAAAAUCUUAAAAUUCUGAAAGUGAUUGGCUGUCCUGGCUUGAUUAGCUUAUCAGCAUCUAUGGCACCUUUCCACAGUCUCACCACUUUGGUUGUAUUUAGUUGCCAAGGAUUAAGAAACUUGGUUUCACUCUCAACAGCUCAAAGCCUGGUGGUAUUCCUUAGUUUAGAGAAGCUUAUAAUUUGGGAGAUGAGGAGCUUGAUCAAGAUAUGGAAUGAACAACUCGAUGAAGAUUCCUUCCACAAACUAUAUCUUCUAUGUGUUUCUGAUUGUGAAAAAUUAUUGAAUAUUUUUCCAGUUAAUAUGGUAGGGAGACUACAAAACCUAGGCAAGCUGCUGAUAAGUAAUUGUGCUUCGCUAGAAGAAAUAUUUGAACCUCAAGGACUAGAUGCUGAUGAAUCAGAAGCACAAAUAACUGCUCAAUUAGCUUUGGUGGAAACAACCCCUAAUUUUGUAUUUCCAAAAGUAACAUCUUUGGAUCUUUGGUUGCUACCCAAUCUCAAGAGUUUCUACACUCAAAUAAAUACUACAGAAUGGCCAUUAUUGAAAAAAUUGGAGAUGAUUGAAUGUGAUAAAGUGCAGAUACUAGCUUCAGAACUUCUGGGAAUAAGUGGACAGAACCAACUUGAAAUUCGAAUUGAACACCCUCUGUUCUGGGUCAGUAAGGUUACAUUCUCCAAUCUAGAAGAACUGAUAGAGGAGCGGAAUAAAGACCUGAAGGAGGUAUGGCAAGGUGAUGAUGAUGUUAAGAAUGACGUUAUUUUCACCAAACUGAAGUCUUUGUAACUUAAACAUCUUCCAAGACUAGCAAGCUUCUGCUUAGGGAAUUGCAACUUUGAAUUCCUGUCUUUGAAAGACACAAUUGUGAUGAGGUGUCCAAAUAUGAUGACUUUUUCUCGGGGAGAAGUAAGUACUCCUAACCUGCAGAAAGUAAAUUUCACAGAAGAUAAAGCUGUAGAAUGUUU